UGGGUUGACAAUUGCUGAAACAGUCAACUGAAGAAAUUUAAACUGCUGUCUAAAAAGUGUAUGAACGGACUGCUUUUUGAUAGUGGGUAAACAUCCAUAAAACUAGUUUUUCAUAGUCUGCACCUAGCAGCUGAAGUACUAUAUGUCUGACACAUGGAUUUUGUUGAGGCAUGGCUUUAUAUGCUAAGGAAAUAAACAGAAGAAACCUCACUGCACUUGCUUACUUCUUUAGUAAUCCUGCUUUCCAGAUGAACUGGCACAGAAAUGAAUUGGUACAGGAAGUCAUGUAAGGCAAACAGCAGCAGCUCAGACAUCCAAUGCCUCAGGAUUGUGGGCCUUAGUACAGGCCACUGCAGUUUGGUGGCAAAUUGGCAAUGGGUGACCAGGCCAUUGUAAGCAGGCAAGACUCAGGAAUUGCACAGACAUCACCAGAUGUGCUGUACUACCAUCAGGGAGGAGUAUCGCUAGGUCUGACGCACACUGCCUACAGUGUUCUUGGAAUGGGCAUUCAACCAGAUCAUGUGUCCAAUGAUUCCAUGUCUACUCUUUACCCUGUUGAUAACAGAAAGACUACCAGCCUUGCUACAGUUAAAGAGGUGGGAAAUGUAUGUGGAAGAACUUACAGCUGGGACCAAACUCCAUCAGUAGUUGGAAACUGCACCAAUGGCAACUCAAGCCCUGUGCAUUCUAAAGAAGAUACAAAGUCAGUGCCCACCCAGAAUGGCACAUAUGAAAUGAAUGGAGAACAUAAUUAUGAGCAGCACUUUGUUAACACUUUAGAAAAAGGGUUGCCCCUGCAAAAACUAGACUCUUUUUCUGAGGCAUUUGCCACCAGACGGUUCAUAUCAUUGCCAAGCCGUCUGAAUGUGCCCACAGGAACUAGUGAUAGUGAGACUUCUGUAGAGAAACAGAACUGCUCUACUUCAGUCCCAAAGAAAACCCAUCCUAGAGCUCAAGAACAGUCAGAAUACUCAAGCACACAACACCAGGCAACAUCAAUACAAUAUCCAUACCAAAGGACGAGCCAGUUUUUACAGGCAUCUCAUGUUCUACAGCAACAGAUGAGACCACAGUUUCACGCAGGCCUCCAGACAAUGGGUCAUUACCAGAUGCAGCAGGACCAACAGCAAUAUCAGUCUUCUACAGAGCAGAAAUUCCAGCCAGGAACGCAAUUUGAGUGGCCACAUUUGUGCAGUCGAACACCAUCUCCAACCAUAUAUAGCACACAUGUGCAGAGCCAUGCAGCAAGUGUAUCUCCACAAGCACACUUGCAAGGAAUGGAGAAUGUCCCUCGGACGGUGUACCUGCAGACUCAUGGAAAAUCUGGCUUGAGCUUCUAUCUGCAGUCCAAUGCAACUAGCUCAGGAAGUCCUUUCACAGAUGAAACCAAUUUUAACCAACAUCACAUCAAUAUAAGGCAGCCAGAGGAGUACAAGAAUGCAGAUGAACAUUCUCUUCAUACAAACUGCAAUCGUCCCUCUGUUCAAUAUUCUGAGGCCUUUAGUGGAGAUCAAGAAUCCUCAUUCAAAUGUGAAGAAGAGCCCCAGCCCUGUGAUCUCCAUAAUGAUUGUGCUGAUUUUUGUGACCCCUGCUCAGAUCCCCAUGACUCUUUAAUAUCACUUAAUAUCAAGACAAGUGAAGAACAGUGCAGCCAGGAUCUGUGCUGGCAAGAGGCAGUUGGCAGUAAAAGUGGCAUUGUCUCCUAUGUCCGUCAAAAUGCCUUCAGCACAAUCACUGAGCCUUUUGUGUUUCCCAUGGGCAGACCAGGGGUAGAGGGUGAGAGCAGUUACCAGAGUUUUGAAUUCAACCAAGAAAUUCCUGAACUGGACUAUAAGCAGGACCUUGAGGGUCCAGCUGCCCCAAUUUACAAUGGAAUUCCUUUUAAAAGCCUUUUGCGUUUCAUGAAAUGUGCUGGAAAGCCUGAAACUCUGGAAGAGCAUUUUCCUCCAGGGAUGUUUCACUACACUCCACCACCAAUGCUAAACCCUCUGCGCAAAGGAACGGGGCUGUUUGUUAAUAUCAACAUCUGUGAAGCUGGAAUGCAAGGUUUUGUUGGAACCCAGGACUACUUACUCACAGAACUCUGUCAACAAAGUGCAACUUAUUUAUCCUCUCCUCAGGUAAACAUUGGCCCCGAGUACCAAGCCUUUAUCCCUGACCUGGAGGACCACUGCCAUGCAAAGCAUGAACCUGAAUGUGCUGACCUGGUGUGGCAGCCAUGGGCAGAUCUACAAGACAACACUGACACACAACAGCAAGUGGAGAACCUCCUGGACCUAGCUAGCUGCAGUGCUGUUCCUGGAGGUGGAACCAACCAAGAAUUGGCUCUGCAUUGUCUGUUUAAGGCCCACGGAAAUGUGCUGGGUGCUUUGGAAAUGUUGCUUUUUGGCUCACCUUAUAAAGAAGAAACACACCAAAUGUCUGGUUACCACUACACUGGUAGUGAUGUUUGGACAGCAAAUGAACGGAAGCUCUUCAACAAAGCCUAUGCACUGCAUAAGAAGAACUUUUGCAUGAUUCAAAAAAUUGUGAAGACAAAGUGUGUAUCUCAGUGUGUGGAGUUUUAUUAUCUUUCCAAGAAGAUUUUACAGCAGCAGAAAAAGCAACGUGCUGCUUUAGAGAGAGAGAUGGAGAGAACAGGACAUGGCCUAAAGCAGGACAUACCCUACAGUCCGGUCUUAUCUUGCUCUCAGAAAGCCGAUUCUCAGCCUGCAGUGGAAGGAGUGCCUGCCAGUCCAUCUGUGACGGGCAGUUUUCCCUGUAAACAGUGUGGAAAAAUGUUUUACAAAAUAAAGAGUCGCAAUGCCCACAUGAAGAUUCACAGGCAGCAAGAAGAGUGGCGAGACAGGAGCACUGACCUUGGAAAUCCGCCUAUCACCACAAUUCCAAAUGUCGAGGCUUUUCUGAGCAGGCAAGGGGGCCCAAUGACCCUUUAUGCAACCCACUGGGACAAUCGGAACUUUCUGGACCAAAGUGACCUACUGUCUGACAUAAUGACCACCACCACAAAUUUACCAUCAUCUUUCUACCCAACUGACAACAGCAAACUAGGCUUCAAUAAAGGGAAGUGCACCAAUGCGUAUCUUUAACAAACAGAACAAGCAUGGCAGUACCACAGAUGGGAGGUGUAACUGCACUGGAAGGUGGCAUCAGAGAUUUUACAUUUUUUUUAAUUUGACUGCAUAACAAAUAUAUGUUACAUAUAGCCAUUUCAUCCAGAAGAAUGAACCGCUCAAUAUCUGUAGUAGCAUAUUUGCCAGGGACAGUUUCAAGGCGCUCAAAUUCAAUAGUAAAGAUGGCGUGCCGUUUAAAGUCUCUGGGUUCAACAAUAUCAGUCUCCUUUUGUGUUAGGUACACAAGAGGCAUCUCUAGUAUAUGUUCAUGCACCUGUUUUCAUAGCAAAGGUAAGUAUUUUAAACUUGCUUUGUUAUAAUGGUUGGUAAAUAAAUAAAUAAAUAAAUAAAUACAUAAAAAAUCAGCUAAUCAUUAGACUUACCCUGGAGCAUACAAAUUGUCAGUAAUGCAUGAUGAACAUCUGCUUCUAUUACCCGAAGUAUGUGCAAUGGACAUGUAGAGCUACUAUUGUAAAAACAAACUGCAAAACUUCAAUAUGUGUAUAGAACUUAAUGACUUUUACAAAACUUGUGUCAUAAGAGAAAAUUCUCCAUGACAGAAGUUCAAAUGCCAGAGCUGGGCACAGUGUGAGUGUCCAUUUUUCCAUUCUAUGGGAAUUCAAAGAUUUCUUGCAAACUGAAAAUAAUGGUCUGUAAAUAAAAACAGAAAAACAACUUUGUUUCCCCCAACUUCCAGUACCUUAUAGCUUUGGCUGCCAGGAGUCCCCUGUAUCAUUAAAUCAUCCGCCUCACAGAAAUCUGGGUGAGCACACAGAGGUUUAUAUUUUUAAUA
Erpetoichthys calabaricus (reedfish) is the source of this 3906-nucleotide messenger RNA. RefSeq lists its product as uncharacterized. Bases 375 to 3089 code for a protein of 904 amino acids. Gene Ontology annotation, cellular component: transcription regulator complex; histone deacetylase complex. Gene Ontology annotation, biological process: regulation of transcription by RNA polymerase II; negative regulation of DNA-templated transcription. Gene Ontology annotation, molecular function: transcription corepressor activity. NCBI's taxonomy places the organism in Eukaryota, Metazoa, Chordata, Cladistia, Polypteriformes, Polypteridae. The record is from RefSeq and is a predicted model, not a curated record. The transcript has 13 exons.